Messenger RNA from Sabethes cyaneus, 4708 nucleotides. RefSeq lists its product as uncharacterized. The record is from RefSeq and is a predicted model, not a curated record. Lineage: Eukaryota; Metazoa; Arthropoda; Insecta; Diptera; Culicidae. The coding region runs from base 1 to 2994 and encodes 997 amino acids. The transcript has 13 exons.
AUGCUCGGAGGACUUGUAGCUCCAAUAGAAGUAAUUGAGGAAUGGGGAUGUUAUGACACCGAAAUUCGACUAACAUGCGGAAAUCUGGAAUCUAAGCUGGCAAUCCUGGAGGCAAAGUUUACGCCUCGAUGCAGGACAGACCGUGCCGAGGAGUGUGUUUACGUGGACGAAAACAGUAUAACCCACUCAUUUUCCUCGAGAAAAAUUGACAAGUUAACGCUAGAGGAAAAGGAAGCUGGCCAACGAUUCCUGCAAACGUUGAGGCGAAAUCAUGAACACAAACGCUCCCGCGAGGAAGCAAGCCCCUCGCUUGGCGCGGUGGUCCAUGCGGCUGGCUCUGCGGAGACAGCGAAUGUCCGUACCGUGAAGGACAAGCGCAGCUCUUUGCGGAGCAAGCUGGAACACCUGAUAGUUCGUUAUUUGCGGCGGAUUACCGAUGGUGGUGGCGGUGGUGAUGAAGAGACUGACGAAAGUGGUGGGUACGAGUCUUCCUCCUCACGCUACCGGCGUCAGGUGUCGAUUGAUGGCAACGGUAGUGUCAUAGCUAGUGUCGGUGGAGAUAACUUAACGGACGUGCCCGGAAAUGAAGUAUUGGGGAGCUCAGUGGAAAUAACUUUGCUCACCAACAAUGAUACGGAUAGCGGAAAUGGCAGUGCAGUGGGUGAUUCGAGUGUGUUUAGUGCGUUACCGAUAAUAGAAGAAAGUGUUGUGGAAAGUGUUAACGUGCUCUCUAGCACUGUUGUUGCAAAUGUGGAAGAUGAAAUGUCGAAACUUACUGAUAAAAAUGAUGAGAGUAUAAUUUCCUCAAAUGACCGGUCACAUCAUGCGAAAACACAUGACUGCAGCAGUAUUCGAAAGCGCAUUGCCCAGCUGGAUAAGUUUGAAAUACAGAAAUCAAUGCGAAAUGAUUCAUUCCACGAGUACAAUAUACGCAACGCACUCAAUUACAGAUGCUCCGGAAAGAAUCAUUGCAGCUUUGUGUUCUCACAGGACCAUCCAUAUGCCGUUGUUUGGCGAGAAGGAAUAAUACGCGUCAAGUAUAUCUGUAUGGAUGAAUUUCGCAUCAGCAAGUACUGCGAUGAGCACUUAAUUAUCGGUAACGAGGACCAGUGGGAACGACGUCGUGGCAACACCCACCGAUCCAACAGUGAACGGGCUGCCGUUUCUGGCACGGAAACGUUGGCGGUAAAUGGUGAUAGUACCGCAAAUGGCGGUAGCCUACAGGAGGAAUAUGGCGCCGGCAAUGGCAACGACCGACCGGUUGGAUUUACUGAGGAUCGCGAAAGUCAGUGGAGCUACGGUGACAAUGGAGACUACGACAGCGACGACGACGACGACAAUGAGAACAGUGAGUACGGCGCCGACUACGGUGAUGGUCCGAGGGGUGAGCCUCGGGCGGAAGCACUGCAGCAGGGACAGCAGCAAAUCCAGCAAAUGCACCCGUUCCAUAAUCUGAAAAUCCUGAAAACGUUACCUGGCGAGGAAGCGCCGCUUAAUGAGACGGAAAAACAACGGAAGCUUGACGCGGAUACCGCCAAUCGGCAACGUCAACGGCAGAAAGUUUUCUCCCAGGAUUUCCGCGUGCUGAAAAUUCUUCCCAGCGAUCUCGACGAAGUCGAGGAUAUCAAACAGGUCGGCAACGAGUACUAUUUCAAAAAAGAUAUCGAAGUGGUUGAUGAUUCGGAAAACGAAAUCAUCCCUACUAGCACCAGAAACGACAGCGUACAGUUUUCGGAAACACUUGACAUUGUGGUUCUUCCGCAACCCGCCAAGGAUGUCGACGUGUACGAGAGCAAUCUGGACCCGUCCAUUACUAUAGCCGAUAGCAUUGGUAAAACCACUGUAAAUAUAAUAGAAUUGAUUUCCCCAACCAUGGGUACGGGGUCAGUAAGCAGUACUAGUCAAAAGCAAACAUAUCUAGAUGUAAGUGUCCAUUCGACUGUUAUGGCAAGCACAGUUAUAUAUCCGGAUGCAGAGUCGAACGAAAUCGAGGGAAAUGUUAGAGAUGUAAACAAAAGCGAAGACGAGCAUGGCUUUAGCUUCAACAAUAGAACAUUCAAAAAGAUUCAAGAAUCGGUUUUAAAGGAAAUCAGUGCAAGUGAACAGGAAGGUAGCGACGGUUAUCCCGUAAACUAUGGCUAUGAUGACGAUGAUGAUUUCGAAGAAGAAGAAAACGAUGAUGACGAUGAUUAUGAGGAAGUGGAAAGGAGAGGCCAUAAAAAAUAUAUCAGCAUUCAACGAACGCUUCUUAGGCAUCCCUUGAGACAGGGCUUCUUGAUGACCCCCGGCUAUCCGAAAUACUAUAUCGGGGAUAGUGUCUGCCGGUGGACUCUAUACACAAGACAGCAACAAAAAAUUAAGUUAACUAUUCUAGAUUUAGCACUACGGUCUGAUGAACCAUGUAGAGACUACGUUGAAAUUAGGGACCUGAACAUGAACCGAACCCUAUUUAGCAGUUGUGCCGAAAGCACACGACCAAUUGAGGUGAUCAGCUUGCAAGAGCGACUGGAAGUCAAUGUGCGAACUACAACCAAAGUCGCUUAUCCAAAACGCGGAGUGCUGAUACAUUAUUCAGCGCUCGGCUGUGAGCUGCCGACACCGACACCGCCGCACAUGACGCUGGUCCGUCGAAGCGAGCGUCGCGUGAAGUACGUUUGUGAUCCUUUGUACGUGUUCCCUGACACAGCUGAAUCCAGUCGCGAGCUAGUCUGCACCAGCAAACACACGUGGAAUCGACCGUUGCCAGCCUGCGUAGAAAAACGCUCUACCGAAGGUAGUGGACUAGUAUCUCAUUACGAGCAAAAACGUAAAAUUAGCGAUUCCGACGACAUGUCUGACAAACAGGCGGAUACUGUUUAUGAUAUUUUGAUUCCAUCGAUGGUAAUCGCUGCCCUAUUUAUUGUUAACGGCAUCGUAUUCGCGGUCAUAAUGCGGUACAGAAACAAAAGAAAACAACGCCUUGAACUAGACAGUAAGGAACUAGCAGAAUUGUAAAGUCCCUGAACUUCGAUAAACUUAAAAACCGGAAUAUAUAAGCAAUUGGGCAACCAAGAAAAGCAUAAAAAAAACAAAUACUCAGCAAAGUUAAUGCAUGUCAAAGGAAAAUGAAGCCAUUACUAAAACAAGAGAAGGAAACCAUCACCACCGUCACCAGGAUGCCAUAAGAACUCAAAGGAGCUACCGCACCAUCCAUCCGUGCAUCACAAUCAUUCACUAGAAAGUAGCACCAGCAAAAUAUGUCCCUGCUUCUCAUUCACGCUUUUGCUCUUUUGCUACCGCCACAAAAGAUCAAGGUUAGGGAUCUGGUCAAUCUCAUCUCGAACCGGAAAGCAGUAUGCAACGCAGUAGUUAUCAAAUUUUGGCGUUUCUUAGUGUUUAAAUAUGCCAAAACAGCCAUAUCAUCAAUUCAUCAUUAUCAUCACGGUCGACAACGCAUUAUCAUCAUAGAUGAGAAAACCUGAAUAUUGUCAUCACCUCUUAGUGUCGUAGGCAUUGUCACAGUUCAAUUAUUGCAAUGUCUGAUUGUCUCUAAGAUGGGUUUAAUAACAGAAAAGAGGUGAUCAUUUAUCAGUUCAAGGGCCCGGAGUUUUCUCUCCGAGUAACAUGAAAUAACUAGAGAUGAGUAACUUAGAAACUAAACCAAAAGAUUAGUAUUUCUAUACACACACGCAUACCAAAAUGGUAAGUAUUUUGCACGCUGAAAAAUCAUAUACAAAAACAGAAAAUCUUAUAAUAUUAAAACAAAUGCUAAUCGAAAAAAAAAUCGAACAUAUAUUUAUACAUAUUUAAAAGCCGCAGCAAUUUUUUGAUAACUUAUUUCCCAAAACCUCUUGAGUCACACAAAUCUGUUUCAUUUUCCACUGAAGGAAAUUAUCAAAAAUUAACACUAGUAACAAAAGUUUAGGUCAAAGAAAAGCAAAUAUUUUCUAAAUUUUUACAAACACUCAUAGAACAACAUCGACGAAAAUUACGAUAGCAUACGCUUUUGCUUAUUAUGCCACCAUUUACACGCGAGGUUGAACGAAAAAAAACAAAAACCGAUAGUAUUUGUAUAUGUUUUCCUUGUUUGUGUGGAAAUUGUGGAUCGGUUUCAUGACAAAAAUGAUACCGGAAAGCUGGCGGCACAUACAGAUUUUCGCCAAGGAGUGUUUUAAAUCACUAUGCUGAUGAUCAGAAACCUUUAAAUGCAACAGCCAAAGAUUAGAUGUUAUCGAAUACGCCUACACAGCUUUUAGGAGGAGAAAAUGUGGUAGGGAAACUAUUACGUGCUUUAUUCGCUAUAAACCUUAUAUAACAAAACUUGUUGAACUGAGAAAGCAAAAAUAAACGAGAAUGAAAAGCGAAACGUAAAACCUUUCCACGGCCAAGCGAUUUGUGAUCGAAUAUGAUAAUUACUAAAUGAUGAAGGGAGAGUAUAAUGGCUUAUUUUGAUCAAUUAGUGAACCCAAUGUGUACCCUAUAGCGCAAAAUAAGCAGAGGAGGAAAAUGGAAAACUACACAAACAACCCAAGUAUGUACGUAAUAGAACAGCCUGCAUGUUGUAUCGUUCGCAUCUAGACUCAGUUCAUUUGAGUAUCAUUUAACUGUUUCAAUACCCCAGGGCAUUAAAACGUGAACGAAUAAAAAAACACGGUAACUUUCCUAAUUUUCGAGGAAAUUAUAAUUUUUUGCCAGACUACAAUAUUGUACUUCCAGGAUGAAAUAAAAU